Molecule: messenger RNA, 9776 nt
Organism: Caretta caretta (loggerhead turtle)
Lineage: Eukaryota; Metazoa; Chordata; Testudines; Cheloniidae
Gene: PM20D2
Product: peptidase M20 domain containing 2
Molecular function (GO): dipeptidase activity
Source: RefSeq, a predicted model, not a curated record
UGGAGCGCGCGGCCGGUAACGCUCCGGGCAGGGCAGACUCCGGCCGGGCUCGCGGCGGCCGUUUCCGAGCCGCCCACCCCUCGCGGCGGCGCCAUGGGGCCGCAGGAGCCGGCGCGGAGCGGCCCCGCCGCCCUGUCCCCGGCAGCGCUGGGGAAGCUGAAGCAGCGGGCGGCGGAGUGCAUCGAGCUGAGCGCCGGGCGGCUGAGCGCCCUGAGCCGAGAGAUCUGGAGCCGCCCCGAGCUGGCCUACGAAGAGCACCAGGCGCACGGCGCCAUGACCCGCUUCUUCGCCUGCGCCGAGCUGCCGGGGGCCGCCUGGGCUGUGCAGCCGCACUACAAGCUGGACACGGCCUUCCGGGCCGAGUGGGGCCCCGCCGCCCCGGCCCCGCGGCCGCUGCACUUGGGCUUCCUGUGCGAGUACGAUGCGCUGCCCGGGAUCGGACACGCCUGCGGCCACAACCUCAUCGCCGAGGUGGGGGCCGCUGCGGCCCUGGGCGUGAAGGGCGCCCUGGAAAGUCUGCCCCAGCCGCCUCCCGCCGCAGUGAAGAUCACAGUGCUGGGGACUCCUGCAGAAGAAGGUGGAGGCGGAAAAAUAGAUCUCAUAGAAGCUGGUGCUUUUGAUGAUCUGGAUGUUGUUUUUAUGGCCCAUCCAGCACAAGAUGAUGCUGCUUAUUUUCCUGAUGUGGCUGAGCAUGAUGUGACUGUGAAAUACUAUGGAAAAGCUUCUCAUGCUGCUGCUUAUCCUUGGGAAGGAAUAAAUGCAUUAGACGCUGCUGUUCUUGCAUACAACAAUCUGUCAGUUUUAAGACAGCAAAUGAAACCAACCUGGAGAGUUCAUGGUAUAAUAAAAAAUGGUGGCGUGAAACCUAAUAUCAUCCCUUCUUACACUGAACUAGAGUUUUACUUGCGUGCCCCUUCACUGAAGGACCUUGCCAUUCUGACAGAGAGAGCUGAAAAUUGCUUCAAAGCAGCAGCUGUGGCCACAGAAUGCAAAGUGGAAAUCAAAGGUGGAAGGCAUGACUACUACAAUGUGCUUCAGAACAAGAGCCUGGAGAAAACUUACAUAGAGAAUGGAAAGGAGCUUGGAAUGAAAUUCCUUUCAGAUGAGUCUUUUUUGAAUGGUCCAUCAGGUUCUACUGACUUUGGGAAUGUUACAUAUGUGGUUCCUGGAAUUCAUCCCUAUUUCUACAUUGGCUCAGAUGCAUUGAAUCAUACUGAGCAAUACACUGCAGCUUCAGGGUCUCAAGAAGCACAGUUCUACACUCUGCGUGCAGCAAAAGCUUUGGCAAUGACUGCACUAGAUGUUAUCUUCAAGGCAGACCUGUUGGAAAAAGUCAGAGAAGACUUCAGACAAAUGACACUAAAAGAGGAAGGCCACUUAAAUGUAAGGGAACAAGGCAAAGAAUCUGGCACCGGGGCAGUGUGUGCAACACGUUAAACAAAACUAAAGCCUAAAUACUUUCAUGUUAAUGGAAUAAAUGUUCUACUUGAAUCCUAAAGGAGGCAGGACAGAUUUCUCAGCGGGAGGAAGGUUGAUUUUUUUUUUUGCUGUUUUUUUUUAAGAGGGAUGUAGGGAAACCAAAUGAUCUCAUUACUUUCAAAAAUAUUUCCUCUUUAAAAAUAACUACGUAGUUGUAAUUUUGCAUGCUAUAAAAUGAUGCAUGCUUUUUGAGUCUGGGUGGUUGAUCCAUAGUGACAGACAAUUGGUUGAAUGCUUUUGCACAGUAAUUCAGUCUACAGCUACAACAUCCACAUUUGGGGGUAAGAUGGCAGAACCAUAUAGAAAAACUCACCUAUUAAAAUAUCCUAAAUACAUUGACCUGUCAUGGUAAACCUUUUGUGGGGAAGGACUGGAGGAGCCAUAUGUUGAUAUCUGUACAAGAUGUAUAACAAUCCCAUCCCCUAGCUAAAGUACAAACUUUCAGGGGAAAGUAACCUACCAGAGGGUAAAUCUGUACACUUGCACCAAAAUAGGGUGCCUAAAAUAAAAUUCUAAAUACUUAUGUAGAUGCCUAAAUUGGUAGCCUUAUUUUUCAGUGGUGCUAUGCUCCUAGCAUCUCCCACGGAACUAAUUGGAACUGCAUGCUUCCAAAAAUCAGGGCUUGCUCAUAGGAGUUCAACUUAGGACUUGUCUGCAGGAGAAAGCUGCACCUGUUUAAAGGUGUCAAAUUUUUUUUAAAGCCAAUUCAGUUAGACUAGUACAAAAGGUUUCAUAAACACUCCUUAUAUUUUGGUUUAACUUAAGUUUAAUAAUCUGUUUAAGCCAAACCAAAAUAAGUGUCCACACAAGAUUUUGCUUAAGUUGGUUUAAAACCAUCUGCAGUUUUCUCAAACCCAGCAUCAAGUUUAUUUUUUAAAAAAAAAUUAUUUAUUUUAAGUCUUCACCCUGGUGCUGUCAUACAGAACUAGUCUCCCCAGCUCUCCUUCCUGUCAGUUUCCAGUCACGUGUCAUUGCAAGACUAGAAUUCAACACUAAUGUAACGAAGCAAAGAGAACAGCUGUGCAAAAUGGAAUGUAUCUGAAAGACUACUAAUUACAUGUCUGACUUUGAGAAUUUUUUUUUCCUAAUGUUGGACAAUGGACUUACUCUUUUAUAUUCCCCAUGUACUUAGUUUCUCUGGUAAAUCAUAGAACAGUGAUUGUCUGUUCAGGACUUUCUGGAAAACAUUAUACAAAAUUAAAUCACAGAACUUUUGUAUUCAAAACGCUGCAUGUAAGUGUUUGAUACCGUUUAAAGCCAACUGGAAGCUAAGUCCCAUACAAUUGCAUAGCAAAUGAACAUUUUCAUAAUCAUCUUGUUUAAAAGUUACUUAAAUCUACCACGUUUUCUUCCUAGAGCAACUUCAGUACCUCUGCUGAUCUUACACAUUAUAAUGCAAAACUUCAGUAUAAUAUUUACAUUCUCUAGUCUAGAGUACAUGCAUUCUUUUCCCUUUGAUCUUUCAGAAAUUACAUUUUAGGCUACACUAUACAAUAGUAGGCCCUGGAUUUCUUCAGAGCUUUAUAAAAAAAAAUAUUGUAGUAUCUUUGGAUAACUACUAACACUUCAGUCACGGUCAUCAAUAGUCCAUGGAUCCUUUUAGCUAACAGUAUUUGUCCUUGGAUUAAUAGAAGACUGAUUCUUCAUCUUAUAGCCAAUUAAGAUCUUGCUGGUAUCCAAGAUUUUACAGGUUUUGGAUCAGCAGAUAAAAAUAGUGGUUUCCCUGAAGUUCUUCAAGAAUCCGUAAGCCCCACUGUGUCAGAUAAGGAUGUACAAACCCUCAUCUCACAGCAUUCCCUUUGUUCAGAUGGAGAGAAUCCCAGCCCAAACCAGCUAACAGUUAAACAUAAAUGUCUAUAUUGUCUGUAGCCUUUAGAGAUGACAAUGCUGCUCUCCCACUUGGUUCAUAAAAUGCACCCUGAUGGGACCAUAUGUUCUAACUGGAGGUUUCCUUAAUGGAUAAAACUGAAACCACUCUCCUAGAUCAAAAUUGUUUAAAGUAUUGGGGAGGCAGCCCUGACAGCAGAUUUAUCUUGUGGUCUUGUGCUGAUCAACUGGAAAGGAAAAAGGUUCAAGGAAGUCCUAGAUUUAUAAUAUCUUGCCCCUUGAAUCUUGGCUCAGAUAUCAGAUGUCUACAUGGAAAACUAUUCCUGUAGUGGAGACUUCUGAUAAAACUUCAGUGUGGGGGGAAGAAAAACCUAAUGAGAAUGCCAGCUGACCAUCACACCCUUCUUCUGGAUGUUUCUGGCCCCUUCUAGGUGAGUUACCUUACACAGUUUUCUGCAUGUGUGCAGAGACAUGAUUCAAACAAAUCCCUGUCUCCUUCUCACUGCUUCUGUCCUGAUUAGAGAGGAAAAAAUUAAAAAUGCUACAGUGUAAAGCAUAUGGAGUAUCCUAGCUCUGUGUGCCCAAACCUUUGAAGUCAGAAGCCUGUCCUGACACUUUUAUUAAAUUUAUUAAAUUUUAUUAAUAAACUUUUAUUAAAAGGGAAUGCUGUGAGAUGAGGGUUUAUUAAAUUAAUGCUUUAAAUUCAGGAUCAAAAAAGAGUGGAAGAUGACUAAGGGAGGAAUUUCAUGUUCAGAUACAAACUGUUUUGAUAUUAGCACACUCAUGAAAUUUAAGACUGAAAAGCAGGUUUAUUGCGUUUACUUUAACUGAGUUUUUCUCAAGUAUAAAAAUUCUAAGAGAAACACACAGAAAAUAGUAAAUGAAGUAGAGCUAUGUGUAUUCCUCCAAGGCACCCAGUUAUCCUCUUUGAAGUGGUGUUUUAGCAGCACAAGUGCUGUUUUCUAACCAAGUGCAAAGUAGGAAUAUUACUGGGAUAUGGAAAAAUUCUGAUCUAGGUCUCCCUCAGUCUCACUGGGUGAUGCUGUUUUGCUUUAAUUAAAUAUUAAUUGGAGCAGAGAUUUACAAUGACUAUAGCCCAGGGGUUAGGGUGCUCACCUGAGUGGGAACAGAUCCUUGUUUAAAUCCCUGCUCCUCAUGCAGUGGGGACUUCAACUGGGGUAGUCUCCCACAUCCUGGCUGAGUACCCUAACCACUUGGCUAAAGAUAAGGGAGGUGGAUGCCUUUUCUUUCCCCUACCCUCCCAGCUGUUUUGUGUGAAGUUAAAUGGCCUCUGAGCACAUCUACUGGAUUGGGUCCCAUAUACAACUUAGGUGCCCAAUGCCUAUCUCACUUCUGGUUCAUGGGUAACUAUAUGGCUUAGAUGGGAUAUUAGACAUCAGGAUGCCUCAGUGAAGCAGCAGUGUGCAUGCCCAGAUGCAGAAACAUAGGCACCAGGGAAUUUUCACUGCAAAAACUUAGAUUCUGAGCAAGUUUAGGCACCUACGGGGUUUUGUGGUUCACAGUGGUCAUUGACUACCUAUCCUCUGGCUAUUCUUACAUACAUCAUACAAACUUUUGUGAGAGGAACAGACUGAUCCAAAGUCAGUUCAGAACCGGACACUAAGCUAAGUAUGUCCAUGAUAGAGAACUAAAUAUCAAAGCUAGCUGGCAUGUAGUAUGCUACUGUGUUUUCUUUUGCAUCGGUCUUUGUUAAAUUUUGUCCAAAAGUUCCCUAAUAGGGUUUCUUUUCAGUAUUGAUGCAUCAGCCCAGAGAUGAGUAGUACAAUUUUUCCUGUAUUUUAUAUGGUCCUGUGGCUUCUAAAGUUAGUUUGUGAAAAGUUUUUGUUUUUACUUUCAGUGCAUUUGUAUGGUUUUUCUCUGGUGUAGAAUCUUUGUUUAUAGUAUUGAGCUUUUCUUCAUGUUUUUUUUUCCUACUCCCCUCCUGUGUCAGCUAUCUAAUGUUUGUCUUGUAUGAUUUUUUUCCUCCAAUGCACUACAUAGAUUUUGAUUUUUCUCAGAUAGGAAUAUCCUGAUGCAAAUUUUCUUCAUUAUGUUACAUGAAUGUCCCAUCUUCAAAGACCUCUGUAUUCCCCAAAUUCUUUUCUAGAAGAGCUAUGGAAGUUAGUGUCAUUCUGUGGUAGACUUUUUUUCUGUCCUUUGCAGCUAGGACUGCAAAGAACAGAAACUUUAUCUCAGAAGUUUCAAUAAAGGAUCUGUUGAUCUUUGAGAUAUGUAUGUGACAGGUCAGCUGAGUUCCUUAGAAAGCUUUGGCGGUGUUGCUUCCUUUUCCCUCUUCUUCUAGGAUUCAUUUUACAGGUUUUGGCCCAAAGGCAUGCAUCUGGGAUCCAGGUGCUGCUACUAACCCAUGUUAAUGGGAGCAUCUCAUCAGAUUAGCCCAUUAAGGCAACUGUGUAAAGAGAACAGGUCAGUGAGGAGAUAGGGUGGAUGUAGCUAUGCUACCGGUUGAUGUUGACAGCCUUGUUUGGUGUUUUGGCCCCUCUCAAAGUUGAGGAAGGGCAAAAUAAAUAGACUUUAAUCUUUACCUAAUUAUCUGGAACGCUGCUGUGAUACAUAAAAGGCAACCUGCUCGUGCAGGCCCUCUGACAAUAUGGUUCCUUUCUUUCCCAAACAGAUAGCUGUCGGGCUGAAUAAUUUGUGAAGCCUCUUUUACUUUGAAUUCUUAAAAUAUUUUUUUAUUCUCUCUGGCUGUCUCACAUCAACACUUGUGUCCCAAAGUGGAUGUAGUUAAUGCUGUAGAAUAAUCAUAGUCAACAUGCUAUACAAAAGUCAGUCAAAUGCUAAAAUUGCAGAUAUUUCCAUUCAUUAAUAUCUUCAUCAAACAUGCACCUGUUGACAUCUGCUUCAUUUGCUGGAAUUGGAUAGUGACCGUAGUAUUCAAAAUAUUUGAUUUUUAAUCUUGGGGUACAGGUUUCACUCCUAGCUUAUGUAACUUCAGUUUUCUCUGGAAGGCUGUACUGAGCUCCCUGAGUCCUAGAAGUAUAGAACUGGAAGGGACCUUGAGAGGUCAUCUGGUGCAAUCCCCUGCACUGAAAGCAAGUCUAUAUAAUAACUAGACCAUUCCUGACAGGUGUUUGUCUAACCUGUUCUUAAAAACCACCAAUGAUAGAUAUUCCACAACCUCUUUAAGCAAUUUGUUCCAGUGCUUAACUAUCCUGACAGUUAGGAAAAACUUCCUAAUGUCAAUCCUUAACCUCCCUUGCUGCAAUUUAAGCCCAUUGCUUCUUGUCCUAUUGUUAGAGGUUAAUGAGAACAUUUUUUCACCCUUCUUGUAAUUUAUGUACUUCAACUUUUAUGUUCUCCCUCAGGCUUCUUCAGACUAAAGAAACCCAAUUUUUUCAAUCUUCCUUCAUAGGUCUUGUUUUCUAGACCUUUAACCAUUUUUGUGUUGCUCUCCUCUGGACUUUCUCCAGUUUGUCCACAUCCUUCCUGAAGUGUGGUGCCCAGAACUGGAAACAACACUCCAGUUGAGCGCUUAGCGGGGAAUAGAGUGAAAGAAUUACUACUUGUCUUUCUUGCAACACUCCCUUUACAUCCCAGAAUGAUGUUUGCUUUUUUUUCCCCCCAACAAUAAUACACUGACUCCUAUAACCACUUAUAAAUCUGUUCAGUUACUUUAGAAUAAUCAAAUUAAGAUACCAAAGUAGAGUAUAAAGGAGGAAAAAUCUUCAUGCUUUAUUGGCCUUCAUGGGUUGUUUUUUGUUUGGUGGUAUCUCCUUUAGAAAUAGUUGUAAGUUGUCACUGAGGUAUGAGAGAGAGUGUGGGUGGAAGUAAUACCUUUUACUGCACCGACUUCUGUUGGUGAGAGAGACAAGCUUUCGAGCAUACCAAGCGCUCUCCCAGACUUGAAGAGCUCAGAGACAAGCUUUUGAGCUUACACAGAGCUCUUCUUCAAGUCUGGGAGAGCGCUUGGUAUGCUCGAAAGCUUGUCUCUCUCAUCAAUAGAAGUCAGUACCGUAAAAGGUAUUACCUCAUCUACCUGGUCUCUCUAAGGUCCUAGGACCAACACAGCUACAACAACACUGCAUACAACAAUUGAGGUAUAUGUAAUUCAUAUGUCUGCUGCCCUAUUUUGUGGGUAAGUGGGGGACCUUUUGUUUCAAGUGUUUGACACAUUUCACUAACAUUGGAUUCAAAACCACCUACAUUAAACAAUGAGUUGCAAAGACAGCGUGAUUGUUUCUCCCCUCUGCUCUCCACCAACUGAAGCACAGAAUUAAACUUCUAGUUCUUACAGGGAUUUAUUUGUUCUACCUUCUCUACAGUGGGUUGGGUUCAAACAAGCGCUGGUACCCUUUGCAGUUUUAAGCCUUUUUUUGUUCUGCAGACCUGUCGACUCUACUUGAACCUGUAACUUGACCUCAUUUUUCUAAUUUUGUAUGAUCUGUACAGAACCAGUUUUCUUUUGGCAUUUAGUUCACACAGAUUAUGAUGUUCAUUUCCUACUUGUGUGCAUCCUAUUUUCUGCAGCAAUAAUAAACCAAUUUUGAAAGAAUGAAUGGACUUCAGGGCAAGUUAAGUGUAGGCCUGAUUAUUAAUCUGUGCACACUUUAUCCUGACAUGAUGCUAAUGCACAAAUGUAGCAAUAACAUUUACUUCUAAGCCAUCUGCAGAAGUUAUUCUCAGAACUUUACAUCUGAGCCCCAACAUUGCAAUAUUAUGUUUUGAUGCUUCCUGGCAUUUUGCAUUAUGAUAUAGCAUUAGUAUAGGAUGAUGUUUAAUUAACAUUGCAAACCUUACAAGGCCAUUUCAAUAUGUGAUUUUUGUGGCUCUAACUCCAGUACAAUAUCUCUUUUCUUUCCCCUCUUCUGGCAGUUCCUUUAGAAGUGGGGUGGGUGAGGAAUAUUUCUCCUUCCCCCUCCUCAUACUGCUUUUCUACACCUCAGUUUGUUUCUUCCCUGUUUGGGGUGUGUGGGGCAAGGAUAAUUGUGUUCAGUUAUACAAUGUGAAGGUUAAUUAUAGACCAAUGCCUAAAUUUUUAGAAAAUUUUACCCGCCAGGUGGGUGCCCUAAGCUACAGAGUUAAUUCUCUUGCCGCCCCAAUGAGUGUGCCACUGUGGAUAAAUAUUUAAAUACACUCUGGCUGGCUCAAUGAGUGACUCUAGCCUGGGGGUUAGACUCAGGGUCCAGCCAUCCUGGUCCAAUCACUCUAUAAUACAUAGUGGAACAGCUUCAACAGGACAGACUGAGGGAGCCCUUUACACCCCAAUCAGACUAUCCCAUAACUCAGUGGUUAGAGUAUGCUCCUGAGAAGUGGGAAACCACAGUUCAAAUCCUCUUUUCCCCAUUAAGUAUGUGUGGAGGGGAACUGAAGGUGGGUUUCCCAUAUCCCAGUUGAGUGCAGUAGGUGAAAAGUUAUAAGGUGGGCUCCUCCUCUUCCAGUUACUUUUGUGUGGAAUGAGGCAGGUGCCUAACUCAUUCCCACAAGAAAUGACUUAGACACCUAAGCCAUCUAACUCCAAAAGAAGGGUUCUUUUUCAUGGAUCACUCACAGAUAGGCAGGCUCAACGCCCAACCCUCUCCUUGGCAUUUUGCAUUGGCGAGCAAAAGUGGCUCCCCACCUAGCCUGCUGACUCUUGUGGGUUACAUUCUAAGGUGCCUCUCCCCAUUCAUUGAAUAGGAGCUUUGGCAUCUGACUCCGGCUUUGUGGAUUGCAGUGUUGUUUCUGUGACUUUUCUUGGCACCUCAAAGUGAGGCAUUGCAAUGCUCAGAGUCACAGCACCUAAGACCCUUUGUGGAUCUGGGCUUAAGUGACCUGGGAGCACAAGUCCAAUUGACUUUCAAUUACCUGUGCUCUUGAAUCACAUUGGCAUUUUUGAAAAUCUCAUGUGAUGUUUCUUUUCUAGUUUUUUAUUGCUAUAACUGCUUCCUCUUUUCCCCCAAUUCUCUGUUUACACUUUAUUCAAAGUACCCUCAGUUUGAAAAAUAUUGGAGUAUCUUUGGCAUAAAUAUUCAAUUAUUCAAAAUGCAUUAGUAGCUGACUGUAAUUAUUUACUUGAAGUUGAAUAAAUGUGACACCUAAGUGCAGCAUAUUUAUAUUAAGGUUGCAGGAUCCAUAUAAAACUCCUGUGAUGAAUUUAUACCUCUUCAUGUCUAAUAAGCUGCAGUGCUCUGAUAAAUAUCCAUCCUAGAACUUAAGCAAAAGAUGUGCCUAGAAAGCAAAGUAGCCUAUGAAACACCUCUAAAGAGAAUUCCUCCUUUCAUGAAGCUGUUUUUGAGGAAGAGAACCUUUGUAUGUUACAAAACAGAUACUUCAGCUGGUAAGAAGGGUAGAGUAUCCUUUCAUCAAAGCUUAUUGUAUAUCAAAUAUGCUCUUUACUUGUGUUUUCUAGUAAAUCAUUGCUGUUCUGCUAUCACUAUUGUUUUUGACUGUGCAAUAGGCUUUUAAUGAUGUGCAGUGUAUUCAGUACAUGUUAAAUUCUUAAAUAAAAAUAAAUUCAUAUGUUUAGUGGC